AUGGCGGUGACGAGCUCUCGCUGCCUUCGGUCCACGCUGUGCUGCCUCUUCUACCUGCUGUCCUCCAUCCACGUCCCUCUCGCCGCCUCGCUCUCCUUCCACUUCAACUUCUCAGACCCCGACUCCACCUGCACCGCCCAGAAUGCAGAGCUGGCCUGCUCCGGCGACGCCUACUUCCACAGCACCGAGAACGCGAUCGAGCUGACCAAGAACGCCAUGGGCGACCGCAACAACCAAAGCGUCGGCCGGCUGACCAUCAAGUCUGGUGAGACCUUGGCCGCCGACGUCGCCUACGACAACAGCACGGAGACGCUGUCCGUCACCCUCCGGAUGAACGGGGCACCGUACCGUGUCAGCGCCAACGUCGACAUGAGGAGAAGCUUGCCCCAGAUGGUGGCCGUCGGCUUCUCCGCUGCCACCGGCAGAAACGUCGAGGCGCACCAGCUCCUGUCGUGGUCCUUCAACUCUUCUCUCGCCAUGUCACCUGGGGAAGCACCUGCACCUGUGCCCUCUCAAGCCAUCACCUCCAAAAGGCAUUCCAAGGCGCAUAGCAGCAUGAUAGCAGUAUCUGCUGCUGCAGCUGUGUUUGUGGUUAUAUGCGCUUUAAUUGGGUUUGUUCUGAGGCGGAAACUGAGGAUCUGGAAGAAAUCCAAGGAAGCAUCCGGAUCCGGCGGCGGCGGCGAACUCGACGAUGAACACGACGGCGGCGAGGCUGAGUUUGAGAAAGGCGUCGGCCCAAAGAGCUUUUUACUAUAUAUCUAG
This is a messenger RNA of Miscanthus lutarioriparius, 762 nucleotides long. Lineage: Eukaryota; Viridiplantae; Streptophyta; Magnoliopsida; Poales; Poaceae. The record is from the annotation of a GenBank genome assembly.